AUGGCACUGUCUGUGUUGCUGCUUCCCUUUUCCAAGCUGCUUGUCCUGGCCCGGUAUCCUAGCGGUCCUUCUGCACAGUCAAAGUUCUACAUUCGGGAGCCUCUGCAUAACAAUCCUGACUGGUUGAAAUUUGGACUGACCUUAGGCACCACCAUCUUUUUGUGGGGCUACCUCAUCAACCUACAUAACGAAGAUGUUUUAGAGUAUAAAAGAAGAAAUGGGUUGAAAUAA
Messenger RNA from Choloepus didactylus (southern two-toed sloth), 231 nucleotides. Its product is annotated as NADH dehydrogenase [ubiquinone] 1 subunit C1, mitochondrial-like. The coding region runs from base 1 to 231 and encodes 76 amino acids. The transcript has a single exon. NCBI's taxonomy places the organism in Eukaryota, Metazoa, Chordata, Mammalia, Pilosa, Megalonychidae. The record is from RefSeq and is a predicted model, not a curated record. Gene Ontology annotation, cellular component: mitochondrion.